CCAAUCCGCCUCAUCACGGCCGCUGACAUCGUCGUCAUCCAGCACGAGACUUUCACGCUCAAGCCGUUGGCGUUCUGGACGCUCGAAGUAUUCCAGCGCAUGAUUCUCGCCGCCGUAGACGCGCUCGACCCGACGCCUGCGACCGACGCCGACGAGAUGCUCUAG
Messenger RNA from Saprolegnia parasitica CBS 223.65, 165 nucleotides. RefSeq lists its product as hypothetical. NCBI's taxonomy places the organism in Eukaryota, Oomycota, Saprolegniomycetes, Saprolegniales, Saprolegniaceae. The transcript has a single exon. The record is from RefSeq and is a predicted model, not a curated record. The annotation marks the transcript as partial.